AUGGCAGCCUCUUACCAUGCUCGAUCGAACAACUUGCCCUUAAGGCAACACCCCAUCGUUUCACAAAUCGACGAGACCUUGAACCGAUUGAGGGCAUCUCAAUCAGCCUCUACAUCAUCAUCGAUAGGCCACAAUCUAAGUGGUCUUCAGGAUUUGCAUAAAUGUGUUGAUGUAUUGCUUCAAUUUCCCCUCACCCAACAAGCUCUCGCCCAAGAGAAGCAAAGGGAAAUGGUUGAAGAGCUUUUGGAUGGAUCUCUCAUGCUCUUGGAUGUAUGUACCACUGCUAAGGAUGCCUUGUUGCAGACAAAGGAAUGCACACAAGAGCUUCAAUCAAUUUUUGCAAAAGAUGUGGAGCCGAAGGGCUUGCUAAUGAGUUUAGGAAAUACUUGA
Gossypium arboreum is the source of this 390-nucleotide messenger RNA. RefSeq lists its product as uncharacterized. The coding region runs from base 1 to 390 and encodes 129 amino acids. The transcript has a single exon. Gene Ontology annotation, biological process: root development; shoot system development. The record is from RefSeq and is a predicted model, not a curated record. NCBI's taxonomy places the organism in Eukaryota, Viridiplantae, Streptophyta, Magnoliopsida, Malvales, Malvaceae.